GAGACUGAAGUGCAGUCCUUCAGCUUCACCAAGUCUACACACGGAUUAGAAGCUUGCUUCGCUUCCCUUGAACAGACUCACUUGUUUUGUAAAGUGAGGAACUAUUUGGAGUUGAGUACUUUAGAGGACUGUUUUUACUUCUUGUUAAGGAUUCUGACAGGAUCUGACUGACUUUUUCUGACUGUAAAGGGGGCAGCUUUCGACAAUGCAAAUUAUGGAGGACAACCAUCCAAGUGAUAACUGCACAGCAGAGAAUCUACCACUGUACAAAUUUUACGCCUCUGUGAUGAUCAUGGAAUUCACACUGGCUCUGCCGCUCAACCUCUCAGUGCUUUAUCUAUUCAUCUUCAAGCUGAAGUUCUGGAAAUCUAAAACCAACAACAUUUUCCUGUUCAAUCUCGUCUUGGCUGACGUUCUUCUGCUUAUAUGUUUGCCAGUAAAGGCGUAUCAUUUUCUUAACGGGAAUCGGCGGAGUACAGAAGGAGGGACCUGCAAAGCCAUGCUCUUCAUGCUGUUUCUGAACCGAGGUGCCAGUAUCGCCUUCCUGACUGUGAUUUCAGUUGAUCGCUACUUCAAUGUGGUUCAUCCUGGGGGAAAUAACUGUGCCAAGGCUUUAAAAAGGUCUCCUCAUAUCUCUUUCCUCAUCUGGCUACUGCUGCUCCCCCUGACUAUCCCCACCAUGCUGAAGUCCUUUGAGUGCUGUAAUAGUUAUGGGCGUGAAGAUGACACUCUAGUCGAGGAUGUCACUGACACUCUGAGAGAGGUUGUGUUUUUCACCCAGAUUCUCAUCCCUUUCUUUGUGUUGGUCUACUGCACGGUCCGCAUUGUUAACAGACUAAAAAAGAAGACCGUAGGGGAUAGUACCAAGCUGCGUCGAGCAGUGUUUCUGGUCACCUCAGUAAUGCUGGUCUUUUCUUUCUGUUUCUUGCCUUGUACCAUAGCUAGAAUGGUUCUGUUGAUUUUCAGAAUCAAGGAUCUACAGAAUGCUGAGAAUAUAGCUGUUCAGCUCUAUGAUGGACUCAUGGUUUUAUCCUACAUGGAUUGUUUAGUGGACCCAAUUGUGUACUGCUUAAGCAGCACUAAGUUCAAAAGCCUCUACCUGACAACUUAUUGCCCCAGUCUACUGAGCAAAGAUGCAGAAUCAGCUGAAAGCCCUAACUUGACAGGAAACAACUUAAAUCGAAAAUGCAAAAACAAUGCAUUGUACACUGUAAAGGGGUUGCCCUGAAUUUGACAGUAACUUACAGGAAGCUCAGUGGCAAGUAAAAUUCUGUAUUUCAUAAUACAGUUAACCUACUGUAAUAUAAAUGUGGUAUCAAAGCAAGUACUGUGUUAUGACACACAGUACAAUACCGUAAAAUUGACUGUAUUAUACUGUAAAAAGUAAAUGCUACCGUAAUCAGAAUUCAUUCAGGAAAUUCAUUGAGGGGAUGGGUUUGUAUUUCACAGGAUUGUACUGUAUUUACAAGGGAUUGGUGCAAGCAGGUUGGCUGCUAGGUAAAAAUUGUUUACACAUUACAGCAUUUUAAUUAAUAUUUGGUGCUUUAUACCACUUACACUUAACAAAGGCUUCCAAACUGGCAGUGACUACAGGACAAAACAGACCAAAAGGACAUGGCAAAAUGCCUGCUGCCACUCCAAUCUGAUUAAAAUGUGAUGGGGCAACAUAACCACAUAGGAGUUAAAUUGUUACAGCGUUCUCACUCACAGGUGCAACAAAUAUAGCCUCUUACAAGGCAGCCUCAAAACAUAUUUUUCUUAAUUAAAUGUUUUUAUUUAAAAACAAUACCAUGCACCAACUAGUGGUCAAAAGGUUUUUGGCACUCCAAAGAUAUGGUAUGGUACUGUGUUAUGUGGGGUGGAAUUACAGUACCAUUUGAAAUACAGCAAUUUUUUCCCUGCCCAGAACACUUUCCAACAAUGCACCAUAAUUUAGAGUAUGCUGCAGUAGUACCCGGACCCAGUUUUCCUUGCAUGAAAAUUAAGGACUGCCCCGGGAGACCCCAAAUGAACUAUUUCUAAAAAAUAAAUAAAACAAUACAUUGAUAUAAAAAGCAUUAUAAAAUGUGUGGUUUGCAUCACUUAAUGCCCGAUGUCGCAUAUCACUAGAACAUUUUAAGUUACUAAACUUCGCCAAAAAUGUAUAUUAUUUUUAGAACAUUUACUCAGGCAUUUCUGGUCUUCGGGGGGAGCAAACCUUCCGUGUUUUCAGCGCCAAUCUCCGAUAAGGUAAUUACAAAGAUCGUCCACUAGACAGUGCCAAAAGUGUUUAUUAGGAAAUCUUCCUGAAAGUAGUGGUUUCAUGUUAUUUAUUGAUUGAGUACUACAGACAGUUACCAAGUGUUUAAGACACUGUGACAUAUAUGUUAAAGGGAAAAUGUACAGUUUUCUAUGACAGUGUAGUGUAACGGAUGUGAAAUGGCUAGCUAGUUAGCGGGUACGCGCUAAUAGCAUUUCAAUCGGUUACGUCACUUGCUCUGAGACGUGAAGUAGGGUUUCCCCUUGCUCUGCAAGGGCCGCGGCUUUUGUGGAGCGAUGGGUAACGACGCUUCGUGGGUGACCGUUGUUGAUGUGUGCAGAGGGUCCCUGGUUCGCGCCCGUGUCGGGGCGAGGGGACGCCGUAAAGUUAUACUGUGACAUUGAUGCUGUUGACCCGGAUCACUGGUUGCUGCGGAAAAGGAGGAGGUUGAAAGGGGGGUGAGUGUAACGGAUGUGAAAUGGCUAGCUAGUUAGCGGGUACACGCUAAUAGCAUUUCAAUCGGUUACGUCACUUGCUCUGAGACCUGAAGUAGGGUUUCCCCUUGCUCUGCAAGAGCCGCGGCCUUUGUGGCGCGAUGGGUAACGAUGCUUCGUGGGCGACCGUUGUUGAUGUGUGCAGAAGGUCCCUGGUUCGCGCCCGUGUCGGGCGAGGGGACGGUUUAAAGUUAUACUGUUACAGUAGCAGAAUAGACUGCUUUUCUCAAAUAGAGGACAUGUUUUAUUACUGCAUUAUGACUAUUUGUUCUCAUGAUGAGACAUUCAUGUUAGUUUGCCAAACCAGACUGUGAUUCACUACUUGUUUCUGUUAUCAUCAGUCAUCUGGUUUCUUUCCCCUGUGAUGUCAUUCUUCAUGUUAAAAAGCUCAUAAUGACUCUGUUGUUACUAAUUGUCUGGGUCAAAUAAACAUUACUCUCAAGUUAAGUGUGUUGCUAUUGUUGUUAUUAGUUCUACUACCACUACUGCCCACAGUCCUUGGGAGCGGGCCGUGUCAGUGGCACUGGGUUAUCCUCAAAGCGGGAGAAGAAGGUGUUUAACUUGUCCGGGAGCGAGACGUUGGUGUCCAGGACGUGGCUGGUUUUCCCUUUUUAAUCCAUGAGCGACCUACACAAAACACACCUAGCUUACUACACAACAUACACUUAGCAUUACUUUCUUAGCUGAUCGUCCUCGCAGUGGCAGACCACGUGUAACAACAACUGCACAGGAUCGGUACAUCCGAACAUCACACCUUUGGGACAGGUACAGGAUGGCCACAACAACUGCCCGAGUUACACCAGGAACGCACAAUCACUCCAUCAGUGCUCAGACUGUCCGCAAUAGGCUGAGAGAGGCUGGGCUGAGGGCUUGUAGGCCUGUUGUAAGGCAGGUCCUCACCAGACAUCACCGGCAACAACGUCGCCUAUGGGCACAAACCAACUGUCACUGGACCAGACAGGACUGGCAAAAAGUGCUCUUCACUGACGAGUCAUGGUUUUGUCUCACCAGGGGUGAUGGUCGGAUUCGCGUUUAUCGUCGAAGGAAUGAGCGUUACACUGAGGCCUGUACUCUGGAGCGGGAUCGAUUUGGAGGUGGAGGGUCCGUCAUGGUCUAGGGCGGUGUGUCACAGCAUCAUCGGACUGAGCAUGUUGUCAUUGCAGGCAAUCUCAACACUGUGCGUUACUGGGAAGACAUCCUCCUCCCUCAUGAGUUACCCAUCCUGCAGGCUCAUCCUGACAUGACCCUCCAGCAUGACAAUGCCACCAGCCAUACUGCUCGUUCUGUGCGUGAUUUCCUGCAAGACAGGAAUGUCAGUGUUCUGCCAUGGCCAGCGAAGAGCCCGGAUUUCAAUCCCAUUGAGCACGUCUGGGACCGUUGGAUCGGAGGGUGAGGGCUAGAGCUAUUCCCACCAGAAAUGUCCGGGAACUUGCAGGUGCCUUGGUGGAAGAGUGGGGUAACAUCUCACAGCAAGAACUGGCAAAUCUUGUGCAGUCCAUGAGGAGGAGAUGCACUGCAGUACUUAAUGCAGCUGGAGGCCACACCAGAUACUGACUGUUACUUUUGAUUUUGACCCCCCCUUUGUUCAGGGACACAUUAUUCAAUUUCUGUUAGUCACAUGUCUGUGGAACUUGUUCAGUUUCUGUCUCAGUUGUUGAAUCUUGUUAUGUUCAUACAAAUAUUUACACAUGUUAAGUUUUCUGAAAAUCAACGCAGUUGACAGUGAGAGGACGUUUCUUUUUUGACGAGUUUAUCUGUCAUGCACCAGGUAGCCUAAUCUCCCCUCUCAGAACACCUUACCUGUCACUCAUAUCUGAGGCAAAAUGAAUGAGUGAAGGAGCCAUCGCUGUAAUUCUUGCAAAAGUAAAUUGUAAGUAACUGGAAAGAGGUGAUUUAGUGAAUUGCUCUACAACAAAAGUAGGUCGUUUUGUGUUAGGUGAGAAUUAUCGGUUAAUUGAAUGAUUAGAAUAUUCCGCCCUGAAACAUAUAAUUGUACGGAAGUGAUUAGAAUGUAUAACAUCAUAAUCAAUACAUGUGUAGUCUAGUCAGAAUUAGGGUAAAGACCAUAUGUCUUUAUGGUAUUAUAAACACAGACUGUCUGAGCUUGGUGCCGACCUGACUAGAGAUUUGGGAGAAGAACAGGGAGUAUGUCUCAAGGACAAGGUCACUAAUUCCUGGCGGCUGGGUAGCAGGACAUGUGUGUGCGUCUGUUUGUAUGGGUGUGUAUGUGUGUGUGUGUGUGUGCGUAUGGUUGUGUGAAUGUGUGGGCGUGAGAAGUCAGUAUAAAAUUAAUUGUUUUGUAUUCCUGACUUUAGAACGUUCCGUGAAUAAACCUUUUUGACUAUUUAGCUGGGCCUCCGUCUGUUUCAUUCGACCAGGAUCUUACAAAUUCUGGUUUGCAGACUGAGUAAUAUAUU
This is a messenger RNA of Salvelinus fontinalis (brook trout), 5150 nucleotides long. RefSeq names its product 12-(S)-hydroxy-5,8,10,14-eicosatetraenoic acid receptor-like. Gene Ontology annotation, biological process: G protein-coupled receptor signaling pathway. The transcript has a single exon. The coding region runs from base 206 to 1228 and encodes 340 amino acids. Gene Ontology annotation, molecular function: G protein-coupled receptor activity. Gene Ontology annotation, cellular component: membrane. The record is from RefSeq and is a predicted model, not a curated record. Lineage: Eukaryota; Metazoa; Chordata; Actinopteri; Salmoniformes; Salmonidae.